Messenger RNA from Vicugna pacos (alpaca), 1568 nucleotides. The record is from RefSeq and is a predicted model, not a curated record. Lineage: Eukaryota; Metazoa; Chordata; Mammalia; Artiodactyla; Camelidae.
GUUCCGCGCCCAGGCGAGAGCAGCCGAUUGGCAGAGCGGUGCUUUCAGGAACAAUAACAGCGGGGGGAGGGCCUCGGGUCCGUCGGGGAGGCCGCCCCCGCCCCCUCCGGCCGGGCCGCGCGACUCGCGCCCCCCGCCGGGUCCCCACCUCCGCGCCCGCCCCGCGGGCUGACCGGCCGACCGGGGCCCGCCCCCGGCGCCCACCAUGUACGCCUUUGUGCGGUUCCUGGAGGACAACGUCUGCUACGCGCUGCCCGUGUCGUGCGUGCGCGACUUCAGCCCCCGCUCGCGGCUGGAUUUUGACAACCAGAAGGUGUACGCCGUGUACCGGGGCCCGGAGGAGCUGGGCGCCGGGCCCGAGAGCCCCCCGCGCGCCCCCCGCGACUGGGGCGCGCUGUUGCUCCACAAGGCCCAGAUCCUGGCGCUGGCAGAAGACAAAUCUGACCUGGAAAACAGUGUGAUGCAGAAGAAAAUAAAAAUCCCCAAACUUUCUCUCAAUCACGUAGAAGAAGAUGGGGAGGUUAAAGAUUAUGGGGAAGAAGAUUUACAGCUUAGACACAUCAAGGAUUGUCUGGGGAAAUAUUGAGCCGCAAGAAAGUCCCAGCUGCCCUUGCCUGAACUGAUUCUCGUUGUCCUACACAGAGACCCGAGGGGCGGAAGCCGAGCGAAGUGGCGCACAAGAGCAUCGAGGCAGUGGUGGCCCGGCUGGAGAAGCAGAACGGCCUGAGCCUGGGCCACAGCACGUGUCCAGAAGAGGUCUUCGUGGAGGCCUCGCCGGGCACAGAGGACAUGGACAGUCUGGAGGAUGCCGUCGUGCCCCGGGCUCUGUAUGAGGAGCUGCUGCGCAACUACCAGCAGCAGCAGGAGGAGAUGCGGCACCUCCAGCAGGAGCUGGAGCGGACUCGGAGGCAGCUGGUUCAGCAGGCCAAGAAGCUCAAGGAGUACGGGGCGCUCGUGUCCGAGAUGAAGGAGCUCCGGGACCUCAACCGCAGGCUGCAGGACGUGCUGCUCCUGAGGCUUGGCAGUGGUCCCGCCAUUGACUUGGAAAAAGUAAAGUCAGAAUGUCUCGAGCCCGAGCCGGAGUUACGGAGCACUUUCAGUGAGGAAGCAAAUACGUCGUCCUAUUACCCCGCUCCUGCACCUGUCAUGGACAAGUAUAUCCUAGACAAUGGCAAGGUCCAUCUGGGAAGCGGGAUUUGGGUUGAUGAGGAGAAAUGGCACCAGCUACAAGUAACCCAAGGAGAUUCCAAGUACACAAAGAACUUGGCAGUCAUGAUUUGGGGAACAGAUGUUCUGAAGAACAGAAGCGUCACAGGAGUUGCCACAAAAAAAAAGAAAGAUGCAGUCCCUAAGCCACCCCUCUCUCCUCACAAACUAAGCAUUGUCAGAGAGUGUUUGUACGACAGAAUAGCACAAGAAACUGUGGAUGAAACUGAAAUUGCACAGAGACUCUCCAAAGUCAACAAGUACAUCUGUGAAAAAAUCAUGGAUAUCAAUAAAUCCUGUAAAAAUGAAGAACGGAGGGAAGCAAAAUACAAUUUGCAAUAAACUUUGAAUUUUUCAUAAAG